AUGUCAUCAACUGAAAUACCCACGUCGCCUCGUAAAUCUUCUGCCCCUGCUCCCGUUCCAGCUCCAACAUCAUCUCGACCUAUUCCCACUGCCAAUUUGAACAACCUUUCUUUAUUGUCCGAAUCUUCAACUGGAUCUUGGGAAAGAGGUAGAAUGCACGGUAAUGCAAGAUCACCACCUACUCAAACAUCUACUCUAAGUGCUGGAUUACCAGGCGCUCCAGGUUCAUCGAAUCCAAACCCAAAUUCAACUUCAGGUUCUGCUACUAAACCAUGGCCUGCCAAUCAAGGGUUAAGUAGUCCAGUUCCGUCGACCGGAAGAGUCAGCUUUCAGAAACAAGUACAACCACCAAAUUACGCUCGUACACCAAGAGAAGGUUAUGGAUUUAGACCCACAUCAGGAUCAACAACUCCAACUCACUCACAAGCAAGUUCUCAUCAAAGUAAUCUCGCGUAUCCUUUCCCCACUUCAGGUGGUCAACAAUAUGGUUAUAGUCAAAGAGAUAGAGAUGACGAUGAUGGUGAUCACAGGCCUGACGGUAAGACCAUGGAGGAGCUAAGAAGUGAAGUGAGAGAAGAAUUAGAUCAACAAGGUUUGAUAGAAGCUGCCAGAGGUGUAGUAGCUACUCAAGCUGGAAGUGAAGAAGGUAGAGGUAUCGCCGAUGAGGAAGGACUAGGGUGGCCCGCCAAAUCAACCCAUUUACGACUACAUUCUUCACCGGCAGAAAAGACAGCCAAUCUUCAAUUACUUUCAAGUGCCAUCAGAACAGUAUUAGAAUGUAUAGGAGAAGAUCCUGAUCGAGAGGGUCUGCAAAGGACCCCCGAAAGAUACGCGAAAGCUUUAAUGUGGAUGACGAAAGGUUACGAGGAAAGAUUAGUCGAUGUCAUAAAUGAUGCUGUUUUCGCUGAAGAUCAUGAUGAAAUGGUUAUCGUCAGAGAUAUCGAGGUUUUCAGUUUAUGUGAACAUCACAUGGUACCCUUCACGGGUAAAAUAUCGAUCGGAUAUAUACCAAACAAACUCGUAUUGGGAUUAUCCAAAUUAGCUAGAAUAGCCGAAACCUUUUCAAGAAGAUUGCAAGUCCAAGAACGUUUAACUAAACAAGUCGCUUUGGCUGUCGAAGAAGCUAUAAGACCCAGAGGUGUUGCAGUGGUCAUGGAAGCUUCACAUAUGUGCAUGUCGAUGCGGGGUGUACAAAAACCAGGAGCGACAACUGUCACUAGUACAAUGUUGGGUUGUUUUAGAUCACAACAAAAGACAAGGGAAGAGUUCCUCACUCUUAUCAGAACACCAAGUGUGACUCAUCGUUAA
Kwoniella shivajii is the source of this 1308-nucleotide messenger RNA. RefSeq names its product GTP cyclohydrolase I. Bases 1 to 1308 code for a protein of 435 amino acids. The transcript is spliced from 5 exons. Gene Ontology annotation, biological process: tetrahydrobiopterin biosynthetic process; tetrahydrofolate biosynthetic process. Gene Ontology annotation, molecular function: GTP cyclohydrolase I activity; GTP binding; zinc ion binding. The record is from RefSeq and is a predicted model, not a curated record. Gene Ontology annotation, cellular component: cytoplasm. Lineage: Eukaryota; Fungi; Basidiomycota; Tremellomycetes; Tremellales; Cryptococcaceae.